AUGGCGACCAGCCGGAGCAGGGAUGUCCGGCAGAGCCUUCAAACCUGGAAGGCACUAUCCCUGGUGAUGCUGGGGCUGCUUGGUCGGUCGGAAGGCUUCGUAAGCCUGCCGCGACGGACAGUGGCUGUGCUUGCAGCCUCUAUGGUUCCACUUCCGGCUGCAGGGGACGAGCCGCUGCGAGUGACGCGGCCGGAGACGGGUCUUGCGUUGUACUCGUACGACCUUCCCGCUCUCGGCUUCGAGGAGCGGAACCGCGCGGCCAACGCAAGGGAUCCUGGGCUGCUGGGCUUGGCCGCGGAGUUUGCGUCCAAGCAGGGAGUCAGGAUAACCUCUGGAGAGGCUCCGCAGGACUUCGUCAAGCGACGGCGCCUUACGGUUCCAAGAAGCCGCCAAAAGGUAUUGAAGUACUCACUGGGCGAGGAGGAGGACUUGAUGGAAGCCUUAGUUAAAGAGACGCAGGAAGAUGAUUCGGAGGUCUUGAAGCACUGCUGGUGGCGCGUGCUGAGGAAGAGCUCGGGGGGAAAGAGCGUGAUCAUGCAGAUUACCAUGCCCGAAGAGUUGACCGCAGAUUUGCGGCAGCCGAUGGAGGUGAUCUGGGGUGGCCAGGGCACGUUGAUGCGAACGAAUGAGGAGGACUUCAUGCGAAGAUGGACGCCUGUGGUGCGGCAGUUGGCCGGGCCCAACCGGAAGAGACCUCAGGGGGCUGCCAGCCGCUGCAGCUGCAAGAAGCUAGCGCCUUUGCCAGCUCCUUGCAAAGGAUGGGUCGCAGCGACCAAGCCUGAGUGUGGGCCAGCAAUUUUCUGCGCUCCGAGUCGCAAAAAAACAAAAGCCGGGGUGCCUUGGAAAAAUUUGCAUCUAGGCACCGGCUGA
Molecule: messenger RNA, 870 nt
Organism: Symbiodinium natans
Lineage: Eukaryota; Dinophyceae; Suessiales; Symbiodiniaceae
Source: the annotation of a GenBank genome assembly